GACGCCAAAUGAAGCCCAAAAUCCGAGUUUUCCCAGACACUAUUUCGGUUCCGCCGAUCUGUACGCGAGAAAGCCAUUUUCGUCCCGUGUGGAUUGAAACCGCAACUGGCCGAAGUCUCCCUCCCUUUCUCAAUCAGUGUUCAUAUCAAGUUAGCAACCAACAACACGUCAACGAGAAAUCUAGGGGUUCCACCAGGUACUCUCUUUCUAAUAUAACUCAUUUUACUUAAUUUUGGGCGAGAAUCGAGGAAUUCGAUUUUGGGAUAGUUUUAGCCGUUUAGGGAUUUGUAGUGUUGUACAAAUUGGAGGGGCAUUAGGGUUAGAGGGGUUUUAAUAAUUAUGGGGCGGUCGCACCGGUACCAGAGCACCGACCCACCGGACGACUGGGUUGAUGAAUCGUGGACCGUGGACUGCGUGUGCGGCGUGAACUUCGACGACGGCGAGGAGAUGGUCAAUUGCGACGAGUGUGGCGUGUGGGUGCACACGCGGUGCUCGCGUUACGUUAAGGGAGACGAUAUUUUUGUGUGUGAUAAGUGUAAGGGAAAGAAUGGUAGUAAUAGGAAUGAUAGUGAGGAGACUGAGGUUGCGCAGUUGUUGGUGGAGCUUCCCACCAAGACGGUGAGAAUGGAGAGUGGUGGGUAUGGGUCCAAUGGGCUGCCGGCUCCAGCGUCAGCUCCAGCGCCAGCGCCGAGGCGGCCGUUCAGGCUUUGGACUGAUAUCCCGAUGGAGGAGAGGGUGCAUGUGCAGGGCAUUCCGGGUGGUGAUCCGGGUUUGUUUGGUGGCUUGUCGUCAGUGUUUACGCCAGAGCUGUGGAAGUGCACUGGGUAUGUGCCCAAGAAGUUUAAUUUUCAGUAUAGGGAGUUCCCUUGCUGGGAUGAGAAGAGAGAGGGAGAUUCUAGGAUUGAAGAUGAGAAUGAGAAUCCGGUUGAUAAGGGUGCCGGAGUUUUGUUCUCCUUGUCAAAGGAGAGGGUUUUUGCUGCCCCCAUGGCAGCUUUGGUGGGAAUGAGAGGGAGGAGUGAGGAAGGUGGGUGUGAUAGGAAGGUGGCGCCUUUGAAGGAGAUGAAGACGUGGGAGAGUGAGGAAUUAGAUGCUAGACGUGUGCAGAAUGGUGGUGUGAAAAAGGAGAGGAGCUUACUUCGACCUGUUGUAGUACAAUCGAGCAAGCGCAAGAAAGAAGAUUGGGGGACAUCCAAAGAUCGGAGUGGGAAGAAGAAGGCUAGAACUGCUGAGAAAGAGGCAGAUGCAAGGAAGAGAGGUUCACAUUCUUCUAAAACAGCGUUUACACCCACCAGUGAAUUUUAUGAAGACAGAGGUCCGAAGUUUAUCAAAGAUGACAUUAAAAGUGUUAAGAACAAGAAUUUGAAGGAUGCUGUGGUUCCAGAGCACGUACCAGAUGGUUUUCUUGCAGUAGACAAUAAUGUUGAAGAGCUUCAGAACAACUUACCUGCUACUAAGCACUCUUCAGAAGCCUUACCUUCUGACUUGCCUAGGUGUGCGCUUUCUUCUGGAUCUGGUCUCAAGGAAGAAAAAGAUGGUCAUCAAGUACCUACAGCGGUUGGGAGUUCUCCGGAAACUGUUGUUGGUGUUGCAUCAUCGUUAGAAAAUAUUGAUGCUGGUGGUGUUCCUGUAAAAGAAGAGGGAGCUAGCAGGGAAAAUGAUAACUUAGAAAAUAGUGCAGAAGGUUCUGCUAGACCUGUUGUGAAGCCUCCUAAUGCAGAUCUGGCUAGCACUGCUCCGGAAGUUAAGGACAAUCAGAUUCUCCAAGAUUUUAAUGGGGACAUGUCACUGACCUCUGUACAACCAAACAUUAAAGUCAAAACUGAAGAAGAUGAAGCAAAUUCUAGGGGGAUCUUGAAUAUUCAGUCUUCUCCUCUAGGUGAUGCAAAAGAUACAGGGAUAUCUUCUGAUCGAAUGUCUGAAAAUUCUAAAGUGAAUGAUGCACCUUUAAGCUGUUCGCAAUCCAGUGACCAUAUACAAGAUGCACAGUCUAGUGACCAUAAACAAGAUGCUGAAAGAAGUUCAGAAGCAGUCAGUGAUUACCAUAUAGAUAAAUGUGAUGCAUUAUCUGGUGGUCCUUGUCAGGUUAAACGAUUAGAGGACUCUGAAUGUUCUGUGGCAGUUAAAAAGAUUCCCUCUGAAGCCAAACAUGUGUCGGGGUUUGCUGAAGAGCGUUCAAGGUCUGGUUCAAACUCUUCAGCACAACCCAGCCAACAUAAACUGGUAGUAUCUGUUGGAAAAUCUUCUUCCACUUCAUCCACCAUCGUGCCUUCAAAAUCAUCCACUACUGAUGACUUUAAAUCUGCUGAUACUCAGAAUCCAAACCCUAUCACUAUGCAACGAGCAACGUCUGACUGCAAUGUUAGAAAUAAGAAAGAUCGUACUUCAAGUGAUGUGGUCAAGGAUGAAGAAAAUGAUGACUUGCCUAGGAAUACCAUAAAAGAGCGUCUGAAAUCUUCUGAAAAUUCUGCUUUGAAAGCGUCACACUCGAGCAAGAUUUCACAUGAUUGUGUUCCAAAGCGAACUGUAUCAGAUUCUAAAGAUUCUGUCCUCCACUCAUCUUCUAAAUCGUCGUCAUUACAGAAUAUUGUUCCUAGUACUGGCUCUGGUGAGUCUGCUGGAUCACUGCACCAUCAGAAGUCUUUACAUGCACAAAAUAAGAUUCCAGCUUCAGGUCUACCACAAAGAGGUGAAAAGUUUAACCAGACAAAUUUCCUGCCAUCAUCUAAGAUGAACCAGAGCCAUGGACCUUCCGGGCAUCCUCCAGCUUCAAAUUCUCCUGCGAUACUCAGCGACGAAGAGCUUGCUUUACUUUUGCAUCAAGAACUCAACAGUUCUCCUAGAGUACCUCGUGUGCCACGCAUGCGCAACGCAGGUAGCUUACCUCAGUUGGCUUCUCCAGGUGCGACAAGCAUGCUAGUAAAGCGUUCAUCUAGCUCCGGAGGAAAGGACCACAGUUUGGUUUCUAGGAGAAAAUACAAGGAUACAUCCAAAGAUGGAUUCCGCAGUUCUCGUGAGAUUGAUGAUGAAGCGAAAAAGAUGGACAGAGUGCCAUCUUCUCCUGAUCGAAGGAAACAAGAUGUAGUGCACAAGGCAGAUGCUUCUACUACCAAGAGGGAGGAGAAUGGGUCCCCAACAGGGUUGCUUUCUGUUAAGAAGAAUAUCCCUCCUGCCUCCACAACUACAAACAGUGGCCCGUCUUCCUCCACUGAGGCUAAUGAACGUAAUUUGUCGUCUGAUGAUGCAGGGGCAGUUGGGGGUCCUGUUCAUCGCACUUUACCAGGCCUGAUCAAUGAGAUUAUGAGCAAAGGCAGGCGCAUGACUUAUGAGGAACUCUGUAAUGCUGUCCUGCCACACUGGCAUAACUUGAGGAAGCAUAAUGGAGAGCGUUAUGCAUAUUCAAGUCAUUCUCAGGCUGUUCUUGAUUGCCUGAGGAACCGUCAUGAAUGGGCUCAGUUGGUUGAUCGUGGUCCCAAGACAAAUUCAAGCAGGAAAAGGCGUAAGUCAGAUGCUGAUGAAUCAGAGGAUAAUGAAUAUGGCAAAAGCAGAUCUACAAAGGAGGUAGAAGGUAAGAGCCUUGACUCACAAAGAGAAGAGUUUCCCAAGGGCAAGCGGAAAGCACGAAAACGCAGGCGGUUGUCUCUCCAAGGGAGGGGAAUAAAGGAUGUGAGAAAGUCAAGGAAGGCUGAUUCGCUCUCUGAUGAUGAUGUUGGACCAUUUACUGAUUCUAGCGAGGAGAGUAUGUUCAGCGAGGAUGAGAUUCAGGGAGGUGGAGCAUGUCCUGCAGGGAGUGAGGCCUCUGCUAGUUUAGAUGAGACAGGGACCUUGUAAUUCUAGAUUGUUACUUAACAAAAAAAAAAAAAAAAAAAAAUCUAGAUUGUUGAACUUUUGGUCUUUCUGCUGAUUUCAAUGGUGGUUCUGGAAGUGGCUACGACCGUGUUCAAUGACCGGAACAUGUUGCCGAGCAGUCCAGCAUCUUCAAUGUAAAUUUCUAGUUACAGAGCCCAUUGUCUUAUGGCCUCAAAAGGAUGAUGGAGGUCCAUCUACACCUACGAUGAUAUCUCAGAUGAGAGAUUCAGAAUCAGAGCGCUCUUCCACCCUAUUGUAGUUGAUGAAUUUUGUGACCAGUGUUAGUGUUGCUGGACGAGUGGUGGGUAGAUACUUAGUGCCAAAUUUGAUGUGACUAAUGUAUAUAUUUAUGUACAUAUGACUUGGUACUUUGUAAGCAUUUUUGUUUUCAGUAGUAGAUUCGCUGAAAUUUAGAAAAGAAGUAUCAUAUCGGAUAUAGCUUUAGCAUGACUGUGACGGGCAGGUCAUGAAAUUUCUUUUCUUGUCA
Alnus glutinosa is the source of this 4333-nucleotide messenger RNA. RefSeq lists its product as uncharacterized. The transcript has 8 exons. NCBI's taxonomy places the organism in Eukaryota, Viridiplantae, Streptophyta, Magnoliopsida, Fagales, Betulaceae. The coding region runs from base 340 to 3828 and encodes 1162 amino acids. The record is from RefSeq and is a predicted model, not a curated record.